AUGGCUUCAUCUAGUAAUAAAGAAGGGACGAAAGAGGUAUUUAAGUGGACUGAUAAGGACACUAUCAUCCUAUGUGAAGUAUGCCUUCAAUUCAUUAAAGACAAUGGUCGAUCACAAUGUUUCAAGUGGAAGGAAAUCCAAAUAGACGUGGAAAAAAAAAUUGGCCGUCCAUUUAGUAACUUGAGUAGUUGCAAGCAUAAAUAUGAUGCAAUGAGAAGAGAUUGGCGUAAUUGGACUAAAUUAAAAUCUUCGGAAACUGGUCUCGGGUGGGAUCCAAAUUCUGGAAAAAUUGAUGCAUCAGAUGAGUGGUGGCAAAGAAAAAUAAAGGGUGUCAACUCAACUCUUGAAACUAAUUGGGAUAAAUUAUUUGGAGACUCGUAUGCAACGGGUGAAAAUGUUUAUGUACCUUCAAUGGACCACAUUGAAGACCUUACAGUAGGGAAUGAAAAUACUGAGGAAGAGUUUGUAGAAAAUCGUAGAGUUGAUGAUUUUACAACUGAAUUAUUAGAUGAAGGGAACUUUUUUCGAAAUUUUGUGGAACAAGCAAGAAAUGGUGCCACCUCAGGUAAUCGAGGAGGUGGUUCACAAGUAGUUAGUAAAGGUGCAGAUAAUGACAUGCAUUCUUCUAAGAAGCAACCUAUGACAAAGCAGAAUAGUGUACCAUUGAAGCGUGCAAGAAGGCAGUCUGCUGGAUCUGCGAUGUUGGCUAAGGAAAUAAGCGAAAUGUCACAAUGUGUCAAACUUAUGAGUCAAAGCAGCUCUAUUGAUAGCAUUGAUCCAUCUAUGUCCACAAUCCCUGUAGCAAUGAAAAUGCUUAAUCGUAUGGUAGAAAAUUACGAAUUAGAAAAAUGUAGUGAUUUGUGGUUUUAUGCUACUACUGUAAUUCAGGAUCCUAGUAGUAGGGAAGUCUUCUUUAGUAUGGAGGAUGAUGAAACUAGGAUUAAGUGGUUGCAAUACUUGCUUAAUGAGAAAAACAAGCAUUGA
Messenger RNA from Beta vulgaris subsp. vulgaris (sugar beet), 984 nucleotides. RefSeq lists its product as uncharacterized. Lineage: Eukaryota; Viridiplantae; Streptophyta; Magnoliopsida; Caryophyllales; Amaranthaceae. The transcript has 2 exons. Bases 1 to 984 code for a protein of 327 amino acids. The record is from RefSeq and is a predicted model, not a curated record.